GCGGAGCCUAUCUUGACCAGAGUGAAGGAGGACCAUACCCGGAUCAUCCUCCCCGCCAUCGACAACAUCAAGUUCAACACGUUCGAGGUGCAACAGUACGCCAACGCGGCCCACGGCUACAACUGGGGCCUGUGGUGCAUGUACAUCAUCCCCCCUCAGGAGUGGCUGGACAAGGGUGACGAGACAGCCCCCAUCAGGUAACACACCUCACCAUAGCUGAGCACCCCCUCCAUUAUAGAUGAGGAUGUUUGAUGAAAUAUGGAUAGCUAGGUCCCAUAUAUGACUUAUUCAUGUUUAGAGCCAUCAACUAUAUGGCUGUAUGGGUCUUCGGUCCAAGUGUACAGGCCAAACAACUAACAGAGUCAACCUCAAACAAACAAACAUUUUGAUGAGGAAACCUUGAUAUUGGGUCAGUAGUGUAACUGCAUACAGUGAGCAAUGGACUUGACUUUAGUCUACACAACUUUGUUCAUUGGUGCUGUAUUGUAUGGAAGAAAUGUUGUCACUGUAAUCAUAGAAUGGAUUAUUAUUACAGUAAAUAUUCACCUAGGGGCCUCAGGUAAAUCAUGUUUUAUAUAUUUUUUAUAUGUUCAGCAUUAGUAUUAUAUCAUAUUUCCUAAAUCACACAGAAAUAGUCAUAUAUUUCUCCGGACGUGUUUGGCUGGGUCAAGGUCAUGGCAACACACAAAUCAGGUCAUAAAAUAGAUUUAAUUAAUUAUUCAUAUAGCCCCUAAUGAUGUGUCUGAACACUGGAGGUGACUUCUGAACCAUGUGCUAUGGCCAUUUGUCUUCUGGUUGAGGCAUUCAAGCAUAAUUUAGCUUAUGAUUGUAAUUUAACACAAUGUCAGGAGCCAACCAACAGAGACAGAAGAGACAAUAUGAGACUGUUCUGACAUCAUGGCUAUGCUACUUUGCUUAUUACUAUUUAAAUUACAACCGAACCAUGCUUAGCCAGUUAGAGACAGAAAUGUUAAGCGUUGGAAAUAAUGUUAAGCAGGGCUCUGUUAAGUGGUGUUACUGUUGCUCCUGAGACAGAUUAAACAAACAUACAGCAGAACAAGCAUGAAAAACUCAACUUUUCUUAUUAAAUAUUGUAAGAGGAGUUAUUGGGAUUCCUUUUCAUAUGGACUACAGUAACCCAAUUGUUUCUGUUGUAAGAUCUUUUAUGUAGUUCAUGAGAUGUAGACAUUUUGUCAAAAACAGCAGUGGAAUGACUGCAAACAUUGCAGGUGCUAUUUGCAGUCCUGUUAUUGACACUCCAAGCCUCAAGAGGCAGGUGGAGUGUGUUGGCUGUGUGGAUCCCUAUUGGAAAUCAUUCCUGUACUUGUUUCCUAAAGCCCUCUGUCCAUCAACAAUAGACGUAGUGUAGGCCUAUGGCUAUUCAGAGCUGAGACCGAUUGCCUUCGCACUCAGGUGUUUGGGCAUCCAAAAAUGCAUAUCCACAACAGUGCCUUCAGAAAGUAUUCAUGCCCCUUGACUUAUUCCAUUGUGUUACAGCCUGAAUUCAAAAUGGAUUAAAUUAUGUUUUCUUCUCACCUAUUUACUCACAAUACCCCAUAAUGACAAAGUGAAAACAUGUUUUUAAAAUGUUUGCAAAUGUAUCGAAAAUGAAAUACAGAAAUAUCUUGUUUACAUACGUAUUCACACCCCUGAGUCAAUGUUAGAAUCACCUUUGGCAGUGAUUACAGCUGUGAGUAUUUCUGGGUACGUCUCUAAGAGCUUUGCACAGCUGUAUUGUGCAAUAUUUUCACAUUAUUCUUUUUUAAAUACUUCAAGGUCUGCCAAGUUGGUUUUUGAUCAUUGCUAGACAGCCAUUUUCAAAUCUUGCCAUAGAUUUCAAGCCAAUUUAGGUCAAAACGGUAACUAGGCCACUCAAAACAUUCAAUGUCGUCUUGGAAAGCAACUCCAGUGUAUAUUUGGCCUUGUGUUUUAAGUCAAUGUCCUGCUGAAAGGUGAAUUUAUCUCCCAGUGUCUGUCGGAAAGCAGACUGAACCAGGUUUUCCUAUAGGAUUUUGCCUGUGCUUAGCUCUAUUCCGUUUCUUUAUAUCCUAAAAAAAACUCCUUAGUCCUUGUUGAUGACAAGCAUACCCAUAACAUGAUGGCAUGUUGAAAAUAUGAAGAGUGGUACUCAGUGAUGCGUUGUGUUGGAUUUGCCCCAAACAUAACGCUUUGUAUGAAGGACAUGAAGUUCAUUUCUUUGCCACAUUCUUUGAAGUUUUACUUUAGUGCCUUAUUGCAAACAGGAUGCAUGUUUUGGAAUAUUUUUUAUUCUGUAGAGGCUUUCUUCUUUUCCCUCUGUCAUUUAGGUUAGUAUUGUGGAGUAACUACAGUGUUGUUGAUCCAUCCUCAGUUUUCUCCUGUCACAGUCAUUAAAGUCUGUAACUGUUUUAAAGUCACCAUUGGUGAAAUCCCUGAGCGGUUUCCUUCCUCUCCAGUACCUGAGUUAGGAAGGACGGCUGUAUCUUUGUAGUGACUGGGUGUAUUGAUACGCCAUCCAAAGUGUAAUUAAUAACUUCAUCAUGCUCAAAGGGAUACUCAGUGUUUGCUUUUUUCAAUAGGUGCCCUUCUUUGCGAGGCAUUGGAAAACCUUCUUGGUCUUGGUGGUGGAAUCUGUGUUUGACAUUCACUGCUUGACUGAGGGACCUUACAGAUAAUUGUAUGUGUGGGGUACAGAGAUGAGGUAGUCAUUCAAAAAUCAUGUUAAACACUAUUAUUGCACACAAAGUGAGUCCGUAAAACUUAUUAUGUGACUUGUUAAGCACAUUUUUACUCCUGAAAUUAUUUAGGCUUGCCAUAACAAAGGGGUUGAAUACUUAUUGACUCAAGACAUUUCAGCUUUUCAUGUGUUAUUAAUUUGUUAAAUUUUCUAAAAACAUAAUUCCACUUUGAUAUUAUGGGGUAUUGUGUGUAGGCCAGUGACACACAAUCUCAAUGUAAUCCAUUUUAAAUUCAGGUUGUAACACGACAAAAUGUGGUAAAAGGCACUGUAAAAGCAAAAACUUCUCUUUUAUAAACUUUGACUGACUGCAAACAUCAUAACAUAAGAAAAGGAGGUGGAAACCAGACAGAGGAUGAGAGUGUGUAAGCAGUUUGCUCAUUGAAAAAGGGAGCUUUUUGCAAGAUAUCUAUAGAGCAGUGAUUGUGCAGAUGUUGGUUUGUGUUAUUGUGUGCGUGUAUGUGUGUGUGUGUGUGUGUGUGUGUGUGUGUGUGUGUGUGUGUGUGUAUCUUUCUUCCUUACCCCACAUAAUAAUUUCAUAAAGCACACUCCAUGCAGAUUAUUUUUUGAAAAAGAAACUACUGCAAUUAUCGCCUACAAAUAUAAAGUUGCACAGCAUCCUUGAUAUCCUUAAACAACCUUCUUUUGAAUAUUAAUACAGUGUCUAUUAAUCAUUAAAGAGUUCCCUCUUCAUCCUUCCUCUCUAAUAACCUCCUCCCACUAACAUACAGUAUGGCCAGCCGUACAGAACGGCAUUCUCCACUGCAUGUUAAUGUAUGGUGUACUAGCUACAGGCACCAUGCUGCAGUAGACUACAGCCACCCACUGAUCAGAUUGAAAAUAAGCCUUUUGACUCUGUUUGCCAUCGCACAUCAUGGACUGCUAUAUUUUUUAUAUAACAUUUUUAUGAAGUCUAUGUCACAGAGCACUAAAUGCAAUGGCUAAAGCCAGUAAAAGCAAGCCUAGGGUGACAGUGGCCCGGAAAUAAAAACGACUUUAGAGACCUAGAGAGAGCAGGCUGGAGUGGAGAGGAGAGGAGAGUGGCCCAUCCUAUCCUCCUCAGGCCAGCACAGGCGGCUCUCUCAUGGAGGUUUGUGUGUGUGUGUGUGUGUGUGUGUCUGACAGUCUAUAUUUACUAGAGGACCUUGUCCCCAUCAUAGCUUCCCCCUCAUACCACUUUCAAACGUCCCUAAAGCAAUGUUCCUUGAACAGAUUUAUAGACUCAGUUCUAUUGUAUUAUGGAGAUGUCUCUGGAAGUUGGUCCUCUUGAUGUUUUAACACAGACACUCAUGGAAAAAUGCAUAUCUAAAGAUAUACUAAACCCUGAGCCUGUGUUAUUUUCACAGAAUGUAGAUUUAUCAAAACACAUUAAUGUAUGGGUGCACUUGUACCUCACAUGCAGAUGUACAAUUAAGAGAGAACAAUGGUGUUCUGUUUUUUUCUCUUAAUAGCAACACAUGUAAAAUGCAUUGUUACUCAGGGGUUUUCCAAGGUUAAUCAUGCAUAGAUUUUGAAAUUAAAUCAAGUCAAGUAAAUAGUGUAUCGGCCUGCAGUGUAGCCCAAGGUGCAAACUGCCUUGUGUGCAGUGAUUAUUAACAUUAUUAUGAAUCCUGUUGUUUUAGUAAAGGGUCUCCUCAACAGAGUGCACUGUGGGUGCACUAAAGGUUAGUCACUGAAGCUGAUCAAGAACGCAGUUUUUAAAAGCCUCUCUCCAUCUCUCUCUUUUCAUCUAGGACACCAGCUAUGAUCGGCUGCUCCUUUGUGGUGGACAGAGAAUACUUUGGCCAGAUUGGCCUCCUUGAUCCUGGCAUGGAAGUCUAUGGGGGCGAGAACAUUGAGCUUGGCAUGCGCGUGAGUACAACAACACUGAUUAAUUCUGCUUAU
Coregonus sp. 'balchen' is the source of this 4600-nucleotide messenger RNA. The record is from the annotation of a GenBank genome assembly. NCBI's taxonomy places the organism in Eukaryota, Metazoa, Chordata, Actinopteri, Salmoniformes, Salmonidae.